This is a messenger RNA of Solanum tuberosum (potato), 1794 nucleotides long. RefSeq lists its product as uncharacterized. Bases 1 to 1794 code for a protein of 597 amino acids. NCBI's taxonomy places the organism in Eukaryota, Viridiplantae, Streptophyta, Magnoliopsida, Solanales, Solanaceae. The transcript is spliced from 2 exons. The record is from RefSeq and is a predicted model, not a curated record.
AUGGAUGACAAUCAAGUUGAUCCAAUUUCGACUGGUUCUACAUCCACUGCUAGGAUGGAUUUUACCAGUCCCUUCUAUCUGCAUCCUUCCGAGAAUGCAGGUUCAUCUCUAUUGCCUGGAGUUUUUGAUGGCACUGGUUAUAGAUCAUGGAGGAGAGCUGUUCUUAGAGCCUUGUCUGUUAAGAGUAAAACAGGUUUUAUCAAUGGCAAAGUAGUAAAGCCAAAUCUAGAUGAUCCUAGUUUCCAACAGUGGGAAAGGUGUGAUGACAUGGUAACCUCUUGGAUUCUGAACUCCUUAUCACCUGAUCUAAGAGAUAGUCUGCAGUAUGUUAACAAUGCCCAUGAAUUAUGGGCUGAAUUGGAGGAAAGAUAUGACCAGACCAAUGGUUGUAAAUUGUAUCAGUUUCAGAAAGAAAUCAAUGAUCUUGUUCAAGGCACUUUGGAUGUCACUGGGUAUUACACGAAGAUGAAAAAGCUCUGGGAAGAAAUGAGCACAGUUGAUAUGAGCUCUCAGUGCAAUUGUGUGUGCACUUGUGGGGGUAAAGUCAAAUUGAUCAAGGCUGAGCAAGAUAGAAGACUCAUACACUUCCUAAUGGGGCUAAAUGAGAUGUAUACUGCCAUUAGAGGCAACAUUCUCAUGAUGAACCCUCUACCUAGCAUGGCUCAAGCUUUUGCCAUAUUGUCCCAAGAAGAAAAACAGAGAGAAGUGAAGCCUCACAACCACACUGCUUUAGAUUCCACUUCCCUAAAUGUUUUUGCUUCAACUCACAACAAUGCAGGAGUGAAAGGUCUCAGAACCAACUAUAGUUCCUCUAAGGGACAUACAGGCAACACUGGAAACCUGAAUAACACCAACAUGAUUAGAGGGAACUCUAGUACCAGCAGGUCUACUUUGUUUUGUGAUUUCUGCAGGAGAUCAGGUCACACUAGGGAAAGAUGUUAUAAGCUUCAUGGAUAUCCACCCAACUCCAAAUUUUCUAAAGGCAAAGGUUCAAAUUCUGCAAUGGCAAAUGUGUGCAGCAAUGAGAUUGAUGGAAUCCACUAUGAGGACAAUCCUGAGUUAAGGAAGCAAAUGCCAUUUAAUCUGUCCAAAGACCAGUAUGAACAACUAUUGAACCUUUUGGGAUCUUUACAAGCUGGACAUGAAGCUUCCAACUCAGACAAUAUGCUAAGUGGAGCUGUGAACUUGGCAGGUAUACUUGCUUGUUAUUCUUCCAUUACUGAGAUAGGUGACCUUUCUUAUAGAUGUACUAGAUUAACUGCUGGUUCUUGGAUCAUAGACUCAGGGGCAUCACAUCACAUGACAUAUAACAAAGCCAUUCUGACAAAUAUUAGAACCCUACCAUAUCCAUUUCUCAUCUCCUUACCUAAUGGUUACAAAGUUAAAGUGACUGAAAUUGGUGAUGGCCCUUCUCUGAAGAGCCCUCUGGAACUUGGUAGAGCACAAAAUGGCCUCUAUUUCUUGUGUACAAAAUGCCACAACUGUGUUUCUUCUCCUGAUGGCACCAAGGACCCUCAUGUCAUUUCAAGUCAUUUUACUCGUUUACCUAAAUGUACUAGUAGUCCAGUUCCAAACAUUCAUUACUCUACUGUAAAAGGUUUUUCUCCUAUCAAUAAAGAGGGUUGUUCUGUUUUUAAUUCUUCUUCCUACUCUACUGCAAAUUGUUCUUCUUUUGCUGUUAAUUCUGAUAGCACUUAUACUAAUGAUCUCUUGUGGCAUACUAGACUAGGCCAUGUACCUUUUGUGAAAAUGAAGGGCAUCUCCACUAUCCCUUGUCAUUUCUCUACCAAAUAA